UCAAUAAUUCAUUAAUUCCUAAAAACAGUAAUAACUAUAAAGCAUUAAAAAUUCCAGAAGAUAAGCUUGAUGCAUUAUCUUCAGAAUUAGUUACUCCAAAUAGCAACAUUAAUUUUUAUCAUUGUAUGUCACCACCACAAUCUAUGACUGCUAAUGAAUUUCAAAGUGAAUAUUUUCAGAAUAUACCAGAUACAAAAAGUUCCUUCAGCACCACUUCAGUUUCAUCCUCAUCCAAUCAUUCACAAUUACGUGAUUCCUGGCCCACA
Molecule: messenger RNA, 266 nt
Organism: Entrophospora sp. SA101
Lineage: Eukaryota; Fungi; Glomeromycota; Glomeromycetes; Entrophosporales; Entrophosporaceae
Source: the annotation of a GenBank genome assembly